CAUCCGCAGCAGCAUCGCCAUAAACAUCAUGUCAUCAUUGCCCAAUAACAUCGAUUAUGACUACCUAAUGAAAUUCCUGGCCCUGGGUGAUUCGGGUGUUGGAAAGACGAGCUUUUUGUAUCAAUACACAGAUGGACGAUUUCAUUCACAAUUUAUAUCAACAGUUGGCAUAGAUUUCCGAGAGAAGAGAUUGAUCUAUACAUCGCGUGGUCGUAAUCAUCGAAUACAUCUACAGUUAUGGGACACCGCAGGCCAGGAAAGAUUUCGUUCCCUCACCACAGCCUUCUAUCGCGAUGCAAUGGGUUUCCUGUUGAUUUUCGAUUUAACAAGUGAAAAAUCAUUUUUGGAAAUAUCUAAUUGGCUUGAACAACUGCGACAACAUGCCUACUCUGAAGAUCCGGAUGUUGUGCUCUGCGGCAAUAAAUGUGAUUUACACGAUUUUCGUGUAAUUUCUCAUGAGCAAGCCUCAGCAUUGGCAGAACGUUAUAAAUUACCAUAUAUAGAGACGAGUGCAUGUACCGGUUAUAAUGUUAGUAAUGCUGUAGAUCUCCUCGUCGGCCGAGUAAUGGAACGUAUGGAAAAUGCUGUAGCGAAUGCCGAGUUGGCACGAUUAAUGUCAAAUACAAGAUUAAAUGCGAUUAAUCCUCAAACAUUGAGACUGGCCUUGCAAAAGGGCGAGGAACCAUCGGCGACGGGAGAUGGUGUUAAACAAAGUUGUAGUUGUUGA
Musca vetustissima is the source of this 727-nucleotide messenger RNA. Its product is annotated as ras-related protein Rab-27A-like. Gene Ontology annotation, cellular component: secretory granule; melanosome. Gene Ontology annotation, molecular function: GTPase activity; GTP binding. The transcript has 2 exons. Gene Ontology annotation, biological process: positive regulation of exocytosis; melanosome transport. Bases 29 to 727 code for a protein of 232 amino acids. Lineage: Eukaryota; Metazoa; Arthropoda; Insecta; Diptera; Muscidae. The record is from RefSeq and is a predicted model, not a curated record.